Messenger RNA from Eurytemora carolleeae, 1900 nucleotides. RefSeq lists its product as uncharacterized. The record is from RefSeq and is a predicted model, not a curated record. NCBI's taxonomy places the organism in Eukaryota, Metazoa, Arthropoda, Copepoda, Calanoida, Temoridae. The transcript has 21 exons. The coding region runs from base 670 to 1836 and encodes 388 amino acids.
CCUGGGAACUGCCAAACAGGAACAGAUUAUUAUAUAGAUGAAACAUCACCUGCCACUGCUGCACCUACAGAUGCAUCUACAUCUGCAUCAACAGGGAGCACAGAUUAUACAACUGAUUAUUAUACUGACUAUACUGACUACACUGACUACACAGAUAGCACAGGGGGUGUUACAGUACCAACUACUGGAGGUGGGGGAGGAGGAGGGGGAGGUAUAAAUAUUCCAGAGCUACCAAUUCUCCCCUUUCCAACAGUUGGAGGAGGAGGGAGUGAUGCCCCGUUUGUUCUCCCUGAUUUUGCUCCCUGUCCUGAAACCCCUGGCGUAUCCUUUACCUGGGUAGUCGUCUUUGUUCCAGGACAAGAUGGUGAUUACCCAUCUGUGUGUCUUCCGCAGGAGAGUACACCAACUACUCCAGUCUUUACAUUGCCAACACCGCCUUUAACUAUCCCAACAACAACAACAACAACAACUACAACAGAAGAACCUUAUCAUUACCAUCACCAUCAUCAUUAUUCUUAUGGUUACCCGGCUGUUUACUUUUAUGAUUAUGUGUUCUAUGAUCCAAUAAUAGCCCCUGUCUACCAACCCUUCAUAUAUGAACCAGUGCUAGGUUGGUUUAGAUCUGACAACUCAGUAUUAGCAAAUGCCUCGAAAAAUACCUCAAAAUAUAUGUCAUCAGAAACAGGCUCCAAAAAAAAGCUUCAUGGAAAUUAUCUCCAAAAUAAAAGGGGUGGAAAUCAAAGAAAUAAGAAGAAUAAAACAUCGAGAAGAAAAAAAGAAAAUACAAAUGGGGAAAAAAAAGUUGUGAAAUCAGGUAGCUUUUCCAAAAAAUUAUCAGCUGUCAAUCAAGAUGGAGCUCUCGGAAGAAAAAGUAAAAGGCGAUCAAGGAAACAACGGAAAGUUUUGAAGAAGAAAGUCCAGAUUUCUCAAGAUCGCCAGACAAGAAAAGAAGAAUCUCAAGAUCACCCAAUAAGAAAAGAAAGAUCUGCGAUGACCUGGGAUGAAAUUGCAGAAUGGAGAAGAACCUGGAAACCAAACCCAACCAAACCAGGAAGAGCAGCUAGCAGACCAAAUAUAAACUAUAUUUCUCAACCAAUCCUGAAGCAUUCAAUAGGCAGCCAGCAAAUAAAAUCUUCUUCAAACCUGGUUAAUUUCAAAAAUUCCAACCUUCUCCCUGGUCAAUCACUGAACCAGCCAAAGCAGGAAAGCAUAAGCUCACAGGUUUCUGGAUUCCUACAGAGUGUUAUAAACAAAUAUUCUGGAGGUGGAUCUCCGAUAAUAAUAAAAAAUAAUCAGACAUCUGUACAAUCAAAGCUUGAAAAUAUCAACGGAAAAAAGCAUCACGGAAAUAUGGAAAAGAGAAUAAGGAGAAAAUUGAAACAAUUUAGCAAAUCAAGCAUAGACUCCAUGAUCAAUUUAUCUAAAUCAGAAAUAGGAACUCUUUCUAUCAACACAAAACAUCCUAAGACAGUUGAAAUCCCAUGGGCCAGACUCAAGAAGGUGUUAAAAUAUGGGUUAAGAGGACCGGAUGUAUCCAGCCGUGGUUUGAGUAAGUUUGCCAGAACCAACUUUAAUCUGAAGUCCAGCGAAAUACAAGAUCUACAGAGAUCAUACAAGAAAAAAACUAAAUUAAAGACUGAUCAACAAGUAUCUGCUUACCUGCUUCCCUUGCAGGGAGAUGAACAGGCAUUUGAAUACAAGGCACAUUACUGUGACUAUUUGAUUAAAAAGACAAAAAAGGGAGAUAAGAAAAGAAUGAGAAAAACUUGUAGAAGGUACAAGAGGAAGACCGAAAAGGAAAAGAAUAAAAGAAGAAGAUUGAAGCAUAAAGCAUAAAAAUGUUAUUUUUGAAUAUAAUUUAUUUAUAUAUAUUAAACCUAAGCAAUAUUAAAUGCCGUGA